Messenger RNA from Metarhizium brunneum ARSEF 3297, 741 nucleotides. RefSeq names its product Endo-chitosanase. NCBI's taxonomy places the organism in Eukaryota, Fungi, Ascomycota, Sordariomycetes, Hypocreales, Clavicipitaceae. The record is from RefSeq and is a predicted model, not a curated record. Gene Ontology annotation, molecular function: chitosanase activity.
AUGCGCUACGCCGUCUCAGCCGCUGUCGCCCUCCCCGCCUUGGCUUCGGCCUACCAACUCCCUCCCAAGCUGAGAGCCAUCUAUGAUGCCCACAAGAACGGCAGCUGCUCCUCGCCGCUGUCGAGUCCCAUGACCAACGGCACCGUCUACUGCGGCGACCUGGCCAACGCCAUCUUCCUCAAGAGCAGCGAUGGAUACGACGACAUGGACAUUGACUGCGACGGGGCGAAUAACUCUACUGGCGACUGUGCCAACGACCCCACUGGCCAGGGGCAGACGGCUUUCAUGGAUGAGGUUUCGCAGUUUGGCAUCCCGGACUUGGAUACCCAUAUCCAUCCCUACGUGGUGUUUGGCAACGUCGACGGCUCGCCGACUUUUGUCCCGCAAGACCGCGGCAUGCGGCCGCUCAGCGUCAUGGCUGUUGUCUGCGACAAUCAGCUGUUCUACGGUGUCUGGGGCGACAUCAACGGAGGAAACUUGACGGGCGAGGCGUCCAUUUCCCUAGGCAAGUUGUGCUUCCCCAAGGAAGGCCUCAGUGGCAACAAGGGCCACGAUACCAAGGAUACAUUAUAUAUUGGGUUCCCCGGGGACAAGGCGGUCAUUGGCAAGGACGGUGCCAACUGGCGGGCGAACAGCACCCUGAGCUUCAUGGAUAGCAUCAAGACUUUGGGGGAUGAGCUUGUCGCAGGGUUGCCAGGUUCAGAUAAACGUAUCCGAUGCGGCUUCACAGAAGAGCAGUAG